ACCCAUCCCGCCCCGUCCGUUGCCGGCGGGGAGGCUGCUUCUCUCCGAGUGAAGACAAGAUGACCUCUCUGUCCUUCCUCUGGAACAGCUGAGAAAGCAACAGCUCCAAGAUGAGAACCACGAAGGUCUACAAACUCGUUAUACACAAGAAGGGCUUUGGGGGUAGCGAUGAUGAGCUGGUGGUGAACCCCAAAGUCUUUCCACAGAUUAAACUGGGAGACAUUGUGGAAAUUGCACACCCUAAUGAUGAGUACAGCCCUCUGCUAUUGCAGGUGAAGUCUCUUAAGGAAGACUUACAGAAAGAAACAAUUAGCGUGGAUCAGACAGUAACUCAAGUGUUUCGACUGAGACCGUAUCAGGACGUUUAUGUGAAUGUUGUUGACCCUAAGGAGGUGACACUUGACCUGGUGGAACUGACGUUUAAGGAUCAGUAUAUUGGACGAGGUGAUAUGUGGCGGUUGAAGAAAAGUUUGGUUAGCACGUGUGCCUAUAUCACUCAAAAGGUGGAAUUUGCGGGCAUUCGGGCACAGGCUGGUGAACUUUGGGUUAAAAGUGAAAAGGUCAUGUGUGGGUACAUCAGUGAGGAUACACGGGUGGUGUUCCGCUCAACUUCAGCUAUGGUCUAUAUAUUUAUUCAGAUGAGCUGUGAAAUGUGGGAUUUUGAUAUUUAUGGGGACCUGUAUUUUGAGAAAGCUGUGAAUGGUUUUCUUGCUGAUCUCUUUACUAAGUGGAAGGAAAAGAACUGUAGUCAUGAGGUCACAGUGGUGCUAUUCUCUAGGACCUUCUAUGAUGCAAAAUCAAUAGAUGAGUUUCCGGAAAUACAUCGAGCUUCAAUUCGACAGGAUCAUGAGGGCAGAUUCUAUGAAGACUUUUACAAGGUGGUGGUUCAGAAUGAGAGGCGAGAAGAGUGGACGUCCCUGCUCGUGACUAUUAAAAAACUCUUCAUCCAGUACCCGGUGCUGGUACGAUUGGAACAGGCAGAGGGCUUUCCUCGAGGUGACAAUUCUACCUCAGCUCAAGGGAACUACUUAGAGGCCAUCAAUCUAUCAUUCAAUGUGUUUGACAAGCAUUACAUCAACCGGAACUUUGACCGGACUGGGCAGAUGUCCGUUGUUAUCACGCCUGGGGUUGGAGUGUUUGAAGUUGACCGGUUACUCAUGAUUCUGACCAAACAGCGCAUGAUAGACAACGGAAUUGGUGUGGAUUUGGUGUGCAUGGGGGAGCAACCACUGCAUGCUGUGCCAUUAUUUAAGCUUCAUAAUCGCUGUGGUCCCCGGGAUUCCCGCUUAGGAGAUGACUAUAAUAUUCCUCACUGGAUAAAUCAUAGUUUCUACACAUCAAAGAGCCAGCUUCUCUGUAACAGCUUCACUCCACGAAUCAAACUGGCAGGAAGGAAGCCAGCUGCAGAGAAAGCAAAAAACGGCCGAGAUACCACUCUUGGGACUCCAAAGGAAUCUGAAAAUGCUCUUCCCAUCCAAGUGGAUUAUGAUGGCUAUGAUGCCCAAGUGUUCAGAUUGCCUGGCCCAUCACGAGCCCAGCGCCUCGUCACCUUCAGGUCGGUGAGGGAGCGGGACCGGGAAUGCCACACCCGGAAGAGCUCCAGCUCCUACGACGUGUCGUCCAGCCCUUCGCUGCAGAGCCGCGCCCUGCCGGCCGAGGAGGUGAGGAGCCAGGCCUCCGACGACAGCUCCUUGGGAAAGAGCUCCAACAUUCUCAUGAUUCCCCACUCUCACCUGCACCAGUACGAAGUCAGCAGCUCCUUGGGCUACACCAGCACCCGAGAUGUCCUGGAGAACAUGAUGGAGACGCAACAGCGGGACUCCAGUGCACCAGGGAGGUUCCACGUGGGCAGUGCGGAAUCCAUGCUGCAUGUCCGUCCUGGUGGAUUCACCCCUCAGCGGGCUCUCAUCAAUCCCUUUGCGCCAUCUCGCAUGCCAAUGAAACUUACUUCUAACAGAAGACGCUGGAUGCACACCUUCCCCGUUGGUCCAUCCGGAGAAGCCAUUCAGAUCCAUCACCAGACUCGCCAGAACAUGGCAGAACUUCAAGGCAGUGGGCAGAGGGACCUGACACACUCUUCUGCGGAGCUGCUGGAGUUAGCGUAUCAUGAGGCGGCUGGCAGGCACAUAGCUUCUCGGCAGCCUGGUGACAGCUUGUCCUUCCUGAGCUUCAGUGGAACAGAAGAAUUUUCUGUCAGCCUUAACAACCACAGUGCAGGUAUGAAUCCUAGGACCCAGAACAAGGACUCUGGAGAAGACAGUGUAUCCACCGAGCCAAUUCUGACGCUGUCUGCUCCCCCUGUAGUGCCAGGCUUCUGUUGCACAGUUGGAGUGGACUGGAAGUCUCUCACUACCCCGGCCUGCCUCCCCCUCACUACGGACUACUUCCCGGAUCGCCAGGGCCUGCAAAAUGACUACACCGAAGGCUGUUACGACCUGCUCCCGGAGGCAGAUAUUGACAGGAGAGAUGAGGAGGGUGUGCAGAUGACAGCUCAGCAAGUGUUUGAAGAAUUUAUUUGCCAGCGUCUCAUGCAGGGCUACCAGAUUAUAGUUCAGCCUAAACCACAGAAACCAAAUCCAACCGUUCCACCUCCACUUAGUAGCAGCCCCCUGUAUAGUCGAGGGCUUGUGUCUCGUAACCGCCCCGAGGAGCAAGACCAAUACUGGCUGAGCAUGGGUCGUACUUUUCACAAAGUAACGCUGAAGGAUAAAAUCAUCACCGUCACCCGGUACCUACCCAAGUACCCGUAUGAGUCUGCCCAGAUCAAUUACACCUACAGCUUGUGUCCCUCCCAUUCAGACUCCGAAUUCGUCUCUUGCUGGGUGGAGUUCUCCCACGAACGACUGGAGGAGUAUAAGUGGAAUUAUUUAGAUCAGUAUAUCUGCUCUGCUGGCUCUGAGGACUUCAGCUUAAUUGAGUCUCUGAAGUUCUGGAGGACCCGCUUCCUGCUGCUUCCUGCCUGCAUCACCGCCACUAAGCGCAUCACCGAGGGCGAGUCACACUGUGACAUCUACGGGGACAAGCCCCGCUCUGAUGAGGAAGAGUGGCAGCUCUUAGAUGGCUUUAUCCGUUUCAUGGAAGGCUUGAACCGGAUUCGUAGGCGUCAUCGAUCAGAUCGCAUGAUCCGGAAAGGGACCACUAUGAAAGGCCUGCAGAUGGCUGGCCCCAUCUCCACCCACUCCCUCGAACUCCCUGGACCACCAGUGGGGAAGAAGGGAACCUCGGCGCUCUCUGCCUUGCUGGAAAUGGAAGCCAGUCAGAAAUCCCUGGGAGAUCAACAAGGAGCACUGCAUGUUGGAAAGAAUUCUGUACAGUCAAUGGAGAGUAGCAGUAUUGCUAUCACACCCACUUACUUGGACAGUCCUCGCAAGGAUGGGGCCUUCUUUAUGGAGUUUGUUCGCAGCCCACGUGCCGCCUCUUCCACCUUCUACCCACAGGUUUCAGUGGACCAGACUGUUCCUCCCAGCUUAGAUGGCUCCAACCUGGGGAUAAAUGCAGGCCAGUCAACUGAUAGAAGUAGCACCCAGCCCUUUGGGAGCGCCCAGAAUUUAGGGGAACAGGGCUAUGUCCCAGCAAGUUCCAUCGAUAGCAGCUCUCAGCAGUUUUCAGCAAGCUCCUUGACGUCUUCCUCCACUUUGGUCGAGAUCCUCGAAGCAAUGAAGCACCCUACAACAGGGGUCCAGCUGCUCUCUGAACAGAAGGGACUUUCACCAUACUGCUUCAUCAGUGCUGAGGUGGUACACUGGCUGGUCAACAAUGUGGAAGGGAUACAGACCCAAGUCAUGGCGAUUGACAUCAUGCAGAAAAUGUUGGAGGAACAGCUGAUCACACAUGCCUCUGGGGAAGCCCUGCGAACCUUCAUUUAUGGAUUCUAUUUCUACAAGAUAGUCGUGGACAAGGAGCCAGACCGAGUGGGCAUGCAGCAGCCUGCCACAUGGCACACAGCAGCAGUGGAUGAUUUUACCACCUUCCAGCGGAAGUGGUUUGAGGUGGCAUUUGUAGCGGAAGAGCUCUUGCACUCAGAAAUCCCGGGAUUCCUCCUGCCUUGGCUGCCCAGCCGCCCGGCCUCUUAUGCAAGCAGGCACAGCUCCUUCAGCCGUAGUUUCGGGGGACGGAGCCAAGCAGCCGCACUAUUAGCGGCCACAGUCCCAGAGCAGCGGACAGUGACCCUGGAUGUCGAUGUGAACAACCGCACGGACCGGCUGGAGUGGUGUAGUUGUUAUUAUCAUGGCAACUUCUCUCUGAAUGCUGCCUUUGAGAUCAAACUUCACUGGAUGGCGGUGACUGCUGCUGUACUCUUUGAGAUGGUUCAAGGUUGGCAUCGGAAAGCCACGUCCUGCGGCUUCUUAUUGGUUCCAGUUUUGGAAGGUCCAUUUGCACUCCCCAGCUAUCUCUACGGCGACCCACUUAGAGCCCAGUUGUUCAUUCCGCUCAACAUCAGCUGCUUACUGAAGGAAGGCAGUGAACACCUCUUCGAUAGCUUUGAACCUGAAACUUACUGGGAUCGAAUGCAUCUCUUUCAGGAGGCCAUUGUUCACAGGUUUGGAUUUGUGCAGGAUAAAUACUCUGCUUCUGCUUUCAACUUUCCAUCAGAGAAUAAACCACAGUAUAUCCAUGUUACAGGGACCGUCUUCCUACAGCUACCCUACUCCAAGAGGAAAUUCUCCGGCCAGCAACGGCGACGGCGCAAUUCCACCAGCUCCACCAGCCAGAACAUGUUCUGUGAGGAGCGGGUGGGUUACAACUGGGCCUACAACACUAUGCUGACUAAAACCUGGCGCUCCAGCGCCACGGGGGAUGAGAAGUUUGCCGAUAGGCUGCUGAAGGACUUCACGGAGUUCUGCGUUAACCGAGACAACAGGCUGGUCGCCUUCUGGACCGGCUGUCUGGAGAAGAUGCAUGCCAGUGCCCCGUGAGGUCGAGCUACCAUCCUGGGAAAAAGGAAACCAAAAGCCGCACUCGCGCGGAACGGCCACGCUCUCAUUUCUGGGGGGAUUAUACUUGAAACCGGAGCAACGCGGUCGACUUUGCUAUUGAUAUUCAAUAGACUCCGGCCAGGCCGCUGCGACGCGGUGCCGGUUCGCUGCUGUCUUUAGCCAGACCACCUUAGGUCGUCUUGAUCCAACUAGGGGGGUUUUAAUCCGAAGAGAAGCACAUUUGAAGCAGCUGCCGCUCUUGCCGGAAUCCCAGCUGGAGCGAGCAGGCGUGAGGCUUGCAGAUUGUCAGUAGGAGUGUGUGCAGAGACAGGAGGGGGCUGGUGAUUUCUGUGUCCUUUGGGAGGGAGCAGCUGCUGUUACUGUUUUUUUUUUUUUGUCUCUACCAUCCUCGUGAUAUUUAGAGCAAAAUCUUUCUGCCUCCCUUCUCCAAGUGGGGUGGGCAGGUAUGUAAGAUAGAAUUUUGUGAAAUAAUGUAUUAUAUGCGUAUAUUUGUACAUACCUGUAAAUAUCCAAAAUAAAUGUAAAGCAUUAA
Tachyglossus aculeatus (Australian echidna) is the source of this 5469-nucleotide messenger RNA. It is a transcript of the gene DEPDC5, whose product is annotated as DEP domain containing 5, GATOR1 subcomplex subunit. Gene Ontology annotation, cellular component: GATOR1 complex; lysosomal membrane. The record is from RefSeq and is a predicted model, not a curated record. The coding region runs from base 111 to 4916 and encodes 1601 amino acids. Gene Ontology annotation, molecular function: GTPase activator activity. The transcript is spliced from 43 exons. Gene Ontology annotation, biological process: negative regulation of TORC1 signaling; intracellular signal transduction; positive regulation of autophagy. Lineage: Eukaryota; Metazoa; Chordata; Mammalia; Monotremata; Tachyglossidae.